AUGGCGGCGAGUUUUCCCGCGGAGGCUGCAGCAGCAGCAGCAGCAGCAGCAGCAGCAGCAGCAGCAGCCGAGGAGCCCGAGGCCUACCCGCUGGCCGCUGCUGCUGCUGCCGCCGGCCCCGAGGCCCUCCAGGGGCCCCAGGGGGCCCCAAAUGGUACUUUUUGGGACCCUGAGUUCUACAAACUUCCCGAAGAAGACACCAGGGGCCCCCGGGGCCCCCGGCGGGCCUUCAGGGCUGCAGCAGUGAAGGCCUUUUUGGCUCUGGCGGUUUUGCUGCUGCUGAGCUUCUCCAUUGUGGACAUAAAGCCCUCGAGCGCUGCAGCAAGGCCUCCUUCCCCAGCCCUGCCCCGCAAGCCCGCAGCAGCAGCAGCAGCAGCAGCAGCAGCAGCAGCAGAAGCAGCAGCAGCAGCAGAAGCAGCAGCAGCAGCAGCAGCGGAAGGAGCAGCAGCAGCAGCAGCAGAAGCAGAAGAAGCAGAAGUAGAAGAAGCAGAAGAAGCGGAAGAAGAAGAAGCAGAAGAAGAAGAAGAAGAAGAAGCGGGCGAAUUAGCAGCAGGAGACAUAGAAGGAGCAGCAGCAGCAGAAGCAGCAGCAGCAGCAGCAGCAGCAGCAGCAGCAGCAGCAGAGGGGGGAGAGCUGUUCCCAGACCUGGAGGGCUCUGUGGAGUUCUACCAAGAGAGCUUCGAAGCUGCUGCUGACCAGCUGGAGGCUCUCGUGCUGCUGCUGCUGUACAAGCGGCACGUGGAGGCGCUGCGGGCCACCCCGCGGCCAGCAGCAGCAGCAGAGCUGCGGCUCUUCAAACUCAACUUGCUGCUGCUGGAGGCCCUCUGCAGCAGCGCAGCAGAAGUGCUGCGCAGCCUCCAAGACAUGCAGCAGCUGCACGAGGCCACGGGGGUGCCGGUGCCUCUUUUGGGUUUGGGGGGCCCCCUGGAGCCGCUGCUGGCGGGGGCCCUGGGGGGCCCCCCGGGGCGGACCAGUGGUCUGACCAGUGGGGUGACCAGUGGUCACAUGACUUUGGGGGAGUUUCUGGGCGACUUGGGGCUCCCCAGCAGCGGCGUUUCGCGGGCCAAAGUGCCCCGCAGACUGGGGCUGCUGCUGCAGAACAUUCUCGAGCUUAAGCAGCUGCAGCAAGACUGUUUUUUGAAGGCUUUUGCCAAGUUCGAGCCGCUGCUGCAGGCCCUGGGACUCAGCCGCGAAAACGGGUACCCGCGGGGGCCCCCGCUGCCGCUGCUGUUCGCGGCGGGGGAGUUCGACGCGGCGCUGCUGGCGCUCAGCAGCAGCGCAGCAGCAGCAGCAGCAGCAGCAGCAGCAGCAGCAGCAGCAGCGCCGCUGGCCGCGGUCUUGGGGGACAAGUGGAACCCCAGGGCUGUUGCGGACUUCGCCGCAGAUCAGUUUUUCGAAAUCCAAUUUUUAAUUAACUCCGCAGCCAACGCGAAGGCGGCGACUCUGCGGCUUUCCAAGUGGGGGCCGGGGGGUCAAGACACCGCAGGAGUCUUUGCUCUCGCGAGGUUUCUUCUUUAG
Molecule: messenger RNA, 1518 nt
Organism: Eimeria necatrix
Lineage: Eukaryota; Apicomplexa; Conoidasida; Eucoccidiorida; Eimeriidae
Exons: 2
Coding region: 1-1518 (505 amino acids)
Biological process (GO): calcium ion transmembrane transport; intracellular calcium ion homeostasis
Molecular function (GO): calcium channel activity
Source: RefSeq, a predicted model, not a curated record